This is a messenger RNA of Carassius auratus (goldfish), 1828 nucleotides long. It is a transcript of the gene tmem60, whose product is annotated as transmembrane protein 60. The record is from RefSeq and is a predicted model, not a curated record. The transcript has 2 exons. NCBI's taxonomy places the organism in Eukaryota, Metazoa, Chordata, Actinopteri, Cypriniformes, Cyprinidae. The coding region runs from base 183 to 587 and encodes 134 amino acids.
GACAGCGCUGCGCGUGCAUCAACUUAGUCUUUCAAGAGAAGUUGUUUUGAAAACGCCAGUGUUAAAAUACACACAGUCCAGAAAAGGGACUUCGUCUUUAAUCAUUUAACUCUCUCACCAGAAGGCCAGCAGUGUUGUAUCAUCGAUCCACUUAAUGCUGUGCCCUUAGGCCAGCGUUUCAAAUGAACAUGUCUCUUGCUCAAAGAGUUCUCCUGACAUGGAUCUUCACACUUAUAUUCCUUAUCAUGCUGGUCCUCAAGUUGGAUGGGAAGAUCUUUUGGAGCUGGUUCCUCAUCUUCCUUCCUGUCUGGACCUUUGAUCUUAUUCUUCUCCUCAUGCUCAUUGUCAAAAUGGCAGGUCGGUGCAGGCCGGGCUUUGAGCCUCGCAAUGGGGCGGAGAACUUGAAGAAGCGCCUGUGGUACCUCAUGGCCAUGCUGCUUAAACUGGCAUUUUGUCUGACGCUCUGUGCCAAACUAGAAGGCAUAAUGGACAUCUUGGUGAGCUCUGUUUGCAUCCCUCUGUGGGCACUGCUCAUCGGAGCUAUGGCCGAACUGGGCUACAACGUUUUCCACUUUAGAAGAGACUGAACAUAUGAAUGGUAUUCUUUGAAAGCCAGCUUUACUGUAUUCUUCGGGAAUGAAAUCAUCUUGAAAGUAGAUGUUAUUCAUAAAGAAGGGAAUAUAUAACGGACAAUAAGAAUGUACAUCUGUUUCGAGCUCUUUAUCAGGAGUUGCUUGUUUCUUUCAGGCUCAAGAGUGACUAUGCUGAAUAGCUUACGUUUCUGGUUCACAAUGAUGCAGGGAGGGUUACGUAUUUUGACUCUGGUGAGUUUCCACUCAGGUGACUGAAAUGACUGAUUGUGAAUGCUGCUCAGAAUAUUUCUAGCAUUUUAGUGAAACACUGAGAUCAUUAGCGGCAUACUGUAAUGGACAUUUGAAAAAUAACCGUUAACGUGCUGCAUACACACUGUUUUUCUACCAGUACUGUAACACAACAUGGUUUGCUUAAAGAAAAGACAUGCAUUCUACAAUAAUGGUGUAUAUUUAUGAAUCUUCAUUUCUUUAUCAUGCACUUAUGCUUUGCAUUCCAGAUCUUGCGUUAUAAAUGUUUACAAAAUGUAAUUAAAAUUUUCUCUUGCGCAGAGUGUGUAAAUAAUAAUAAAGAGUAAUAACAGCAUUCUUGUAUUUACAAGAUGCAUAUUUAUUUUAUUUAUAACAAGUAUGUUGAGUAAGUGCACAGUUAUUAUAUUUACAAAUGUUUCCAAGAUCAUGCAGAAAAGGUGUUACAAUUCAAAUUUAGUAAUGUAGUCAUUCGUUAUAAAUAAUUAAAUUAUGACCCUCAUUUUUAACUGAAAUUGAUAUUUCCUCUCAGAAAGAGUUGUCUGUCUUUUUGGGGUGUACAUCCAUACAGUGUUUGAAAAUAACUCUUAGUGUUAAUUCAAAAUUCCUACACUGUACAAUUAAAAUAAUUACAGAUCUUUUCAUUCCGCUGGUAAAAUCCAGCAAUUUGUAUUUUUUUUUUUCUCAAAUUCUACAAAUAUCCAUGUAAAGUAGUCAUGGAUUGGCCCAGACUUACAAACAUUUUAGUGUUUUUAAGUUAAUUACAAUAUACAAGAUCAUAGCUGAAUCUGUAAGUAGCAUGGUUUCAUGUCUUAUGCAAUGUUCAAAGCAACACGAGGCUCAAAUGUGUAUUCUAUGUAUUGUACUAAUGCAUAUGUGUGAAGCUCCAAAAAAACAACAACAUAGAUACAGAAUAACAGAAACAUUUAUUGUUUAUUCAUGUUCUGACACCUACCUUAUAUUCUCUAUUAAUAAAGCAAUAAACAUGA